GCCCGCGUAGCAAGCCGCCCUGCGUAGCACUCUGCUACGAAGCUACGAAUCUCGCACGAGAAAAAUUUAAAAAUCAUAUUAUAUGCAAUAAAUAUAAUUAGUUGAAAGUUUUCUAAAUAUAUAUUUAAAGUUAUUUUGAAAUUGAUAAAAUGUGUUGCCGUUUUGAGAUUUGAAAAUGUCUCCCUGGUAUGUCAGCGGGGAUGCAGCAGAGGGUGGACCGUCGCUCGGCGUUCUCACCGUCGACGCCUAACAGUCGCGCCAUGGAUAAAUACGAGCAGCUAUCCGUGGUCGGCGAGGGUUCAUACGGCGUGGUGCUGAAGUGCCGUCGCCGCGACACGGGUCAGCUGGUCGCCAUCAAGAAGUUCCUUGAGACCGAAGACGAUGCUGCGGUCAGGAAAAUGGCAUUAAGAGAGAUCCGCAUGUUGAAAAAACUGCGUCACGAUCAUCUGGUGAAUAUGAUUGAGGUGUUCCGCCGAAAGCGAAGGUUUUACCUGGUCUUCGAGUACUUGGAUCACACGCUGCUGGACGAGCUUGAAGCUUCCCAAGGAGGCCUCGGGGAGGACACAGCGAAGAAACACCUGUACCAAUUGCUGAAGGGAAUUGAUUAUUGCCAUCAGAAUUCCAUAAUACAUCGCGACGUGAAACCGGAGAACGUACUAGUGUCAAACGCUGGUAUCGUGAAGCUCUGUGACUUGGGAUUCGCGAGGACUCUGGCCGCUCCCGGCGAGCCUUACACGGAGUACGUGGCGACGAGGUGGUACAGGGCUCCUGAAUUAUUGGUCGCGGAGCACAGAUACGGUCCAGAGGUAGACGUUUGGGCACUGGGCUGUCUGUUCGCGGAGAUGUUGACGGGAGACCCUCUAUUCCCUGGAGACUCCGACAUAGAUCAAUUAGCCCUUAUAAUAAAGACUGUAGGUAAGUUAGCUCCUCGUCACCAGCAGAUAGUGUCGCGGCUAACGGCGUCUGCGGCGCCCCGCAGUGCCCGCACGCUCCCCGGGGUCGGCGCGGCGCGGGACCUCCUCGCCGCCUGUCUGCGAACUGAGCCCAGGGCGAGACCCACAGCUGCAGCGCUAUUGAGGCACAAGUAUUUCGCAUUGGACGGAUUCGCGGAUAAUUUCAACGCGGAACUCAGAAAGAAACUAGGGAAGCAAACGGACACUCCGCCGUCGCAGCAGAGCACAGCACGAGUGUUCGGGAAACCGAGACAUCAAUGGACAUUGAAUGUUAUACCGGAUCAUACUAGGUCACGUACGGACAGUACAGCGGGAGAAUCUCUGAUUGACUACAAUUAUACGCCUAACCCAGAUACGCAAAUGGAAACAUCGACGAACGAGAAGAAAUCUCAACAGAAUUUGAAUUCACAGAAUCUAGAGAACGAGCUGCAGGUAAUGCAAGAGUCUGUGAGUGUGGUACUGCCAGCCCCGGCGCGUCCCGCACCACCGCGCUCUCUGGCACGCGCCCUCAAUGAGACAUUUCAGACCUUUCCGGUACCGGUCAGCACGUAUCCGAGGACACCCUACAUAAAAAAAGUGAACAAUAAGUUAAUCAUGGACGAGGAUCUCCUCAGAGGUCGCGCCCUCGCCAAGAAAACAAACAAAAAAUGCGCUCCUGAAAUCUCUCUGCCGUACGUCGCUGGAGCAAGCAACAGUCCCGUCAAAAAAGUGAAGAAGCCGCACCCUGCACAUGCCGCCUCUAAGUCAUACGAGCUCUGGGAGCACGCGCGUAAUGGUGUCGAUUUAGUUGUGAACCCGCGAACUCCAACCAACCUACCGUACAUGUGACUGCCAAUAAAGAUCAAGAAUUUUUUUUACAAAUUGCCGUCUUUAAACCUAUAUAGUUAAUGUUCUUUUAUCAUAGUUUUUUUUUUGUAAUUUAUUUUAUGGGAUCUAUGCAACAGAAGCGUUUGCCUCCUAUUAUUGUCAAGUUUUAAAACAAUAUUUGCUUUAUAAAAUGCUACUCUAUUUUGUUUCGAUUUUUUCACUAUAAAUAAUACCGCGUAAGAAAUACAAAAAG
Messenger RNA from Bombyx mandarina (wild silkworm), 2013 nucleotides. Its product is annotated as cyclin-dependent kinase-like 4. The record is from RefSeq and is a predicted model, not a curated record. NCBI's taxonomy places the organism in Eukaryota, Metazoa, Arthropoda, Insecta, Lepidoptera, Bombycidae. Gene Ontology annotation, molecular function: ATP binding; protein kinase activity. Gene Ontology annotation, biological process: protein phosphorylation.